Molecule: messenger RNA, 2098 nt
Organism: Grammomys surdaster
Lineage: Eukaryota; Metazoa; Chordata; Mammalia; Rodentia; Muridae
Product: cytochrome P450 4A10
Exons: 13
Coding region: 42-1571 (509 amino acids)
Biological process (GO): icosanoid biosynthetic process; kidney development; arachidonate metabolic process
Cellular component (GO): intracellular membrane-bounded organelle
Molecular function (GO): arachidonate monooxygenase activity; alkane 1-monooxygenase activity; iron ion binding
Source: RefSeq, a predicted model, not a curated record
AUUAGUCAGAGUGAGGACUGCAACUGAGGAGUGGCUGCACCAUGAGUGUCUCUGCUCAGAGCUCCAGUCGAUUCCCAGGCAGCAUCUCUGGCUUCCUCCAAGUGGCCUCUGUGCUUGGUCUGCUUCUGCUGCUGGUCAAAGCGGUCCAGUUCUACCUGCACAGGCAAUGGCUACUCAAGGCUUUCCAGCAGUUCCCAUCACCUCCCUUUCACUGGUUCUUUGGACAUAAGCAGUUCUACGGCGACCAAGAACUACAGAAUAUGAUGGCAUGCAUAGAGAGCUUCCCAAGUGCCUUUCCUCGAUGGUUCUGGGGGAGCAAAGCCUACUUAAUUGUCUAUGACCCUGAUUACAUGAAGGUGAUUCUGGGACGAUCAGAUCCAAAGGCUCAUGGUGCCUACAGAUUGCUAGCUCCUUGGAUUGGGUAUGGUUUGCUCUUGCUGAAUGGACAACCAUGGUUCCAGCACCGGCGGAUGCUAACCCCAGCCUUUCACUAUGACAUUCUGAAACCCUAUGUGAAAAACAUGGCCGACUCCAUUCGAUUGAUGCUAGACAAAUGGGAACGGCUGGCUGGUCAGGACUCCUCUAUAGAGAUCUUUCAACACAUCUCCUUAAUGACCCUAGACACCGUCAUGAAGUGUGCCUUCAGCCACAAGGGUAGUGUCCAGGUGGAUAGAAACUACAAGACCUACAUACAGGCCAUUGGGGACUUGAAUAACCUAUUUCACUCCCGUGUGAGGAAUAUCUUUCAUCAGAAUGAUACCAUCUACAAUCUUUCUUCCAAUGGCCGCUUGUCCAACCAAGCUUGUCAACUUGCCCAUGAUCACACAGAUGGAGUGAUCAAACAGAGAAAGGAUCAGCUGAAGGAUGAGGGAGAGCUGGAAAAGAUCAAGAAGAAGAGACGUUUGGAUUUUCUGGACAUCCUCUUAUUUGCCAGAAUGGAGAAUGGGGACAGCAUGUCUGACAAGGACCUACGUGCUGAGGUGGACACAUUCAUGUUUGAGGGCCAUGACACCACAGCCAGUGGAGUCUCCUGGAUCUUCUAUGCUCUGGCCACACACCCUGAGCACCAACAGAGAUGCAGAGAGGAAGUUCAGAGCCUCCUGGGGGAUGGAUCCUCCAUCACCUGGGAUCACCUGGACCAGAUUCCCUACACCACCAUGUGCAUCAAGGAGGCCCUAAGACUCUACCCACCUGUCCCAGUCAUCGUUAGAGAACUCAACACAUCUGUCACCUUCCCUGAUGGACGCUCUUUACCAAAAGGUAUCCAGGUCACACUCUCCAUUUAUGGUCUCCACCACAACCCGAAGGUGUGGCCAAACCCAGAGGUGUUUGACCCUUUCAGGUUUGCACCAGACUCUCCCCGACACAGCCACUCAUUCCUGCCCUUCUCAGGAGGAGCUAGGAACUGCAUUGGGAAACAGUUUGCCAUGAAUGAGCUGAAGGUGGCCGUGGCCCUGACCCUGCUCCGCUUUGAGUUGCUGCCAGAUCCCACCAGGAUCCCAAUCCCCAUUCCAAGACUUGUGUUGAAGUCCAAGAAUGGGAUCUACCUACGUCUCAAGAAGCUCCACUGACUCUGUUGUGGAUCUCCGAAGUCUGAAAUGAGUUUCACUGGCAGAAAGCUAAGUUGUUGGUGUGACCAACCUUCUUCAGAAGAGUGUUCCAGAAAGUCCUCUCCUCCUCUAUUCAGGAUAGAUCAUCAUUCCUUGGCACUGGACUACUCCCCUGCUUUAAAGCCAGCAUCCUCCCCAUCCUCUCUCUUCUAAUUUCCUUCCCUUUUACAAAUGCACUUAUGACAUCAUCAAGACCACUAAAAAACUCCAAGAUAAUUUUUCCAUCUCAAUAUGCCUUACUCGCUCUAACCUAGUAAGUUCCUUUUGAAUUAUGAGGAAUAACUCAAUAUGUUCCAUGGACUCCAAAAUUCAAGACCUGAAUAUCGUUGUGAAGCCAUUAUUCAGUCUAGUAUCAUUUUCACAUGACUGUUACCUGGUGCUUUCAUCUAAAUUUCUCCUGCAUAGUCUCUCUCUACCUGACGCCCCUCACACAAGUUUCUCCAUCUUCCCUCCUUUCUGCAAUAAACUUCCCAGUGCCGUUCACAGCA